Molecule: messenger RNA, 1686 nt
Organism: Plenodomus lingam JN3
Lineage: Eukaryota; Fungi; Ascomycota; Dothideomycetes; Pleosporales; Leptosphaeriaceae
Source: RefSeq, a predicted model, not a curated record
AUGGCUGUCCUCAAAAAUUCCCGGCCGGCGAAUGCAGAUUCGGUCAAUAACAGCCUCCUCAGUCAGUUUGGAACCGGCCCAAUACUUCCAGUACCUCACCAUGUUGUCCACGAGGCUUUCGAGAGCAUUGUCGACACCUAUCCUGCUGCAAUUGCUGCCAAAUUUGGGGAUGCCACAAUCACAUAUCGUCAAUUGGAUAUUGCGGCCAACCGCCUCGCUCAUGUUCUGAUCGACUCUGGAUUGAAACCAAGGCAGCGGGUCUGCCUGGUUGUGCAACGCUCCUUUGAGAUGCUCACUGGCAUCCUGGCUAUCUUGAAGGCAGGAUGUCAGUACGUGCCCAUCGACGGCGGCGUUGCUUCGGAACAGGCAAUGAGGCACAUCUUCAGAGACACGGACGCUCGAUACAUUCUUUGUCUACCGCGAUUCUCAGACAAGGUCCGAGAAUGUGCCGGGGGGAACGCCAUCAUACUUGCUCUCGAUGGCGAUACAGGCGCAGAUGCCCGCACAGAGAGACCGAGAGUCACAGUUACAGCAAGAGAUGGUGCAUAUGCCAUUUAUACUUCAGGAAGUACGGGAAUGCCCAAAGGAGUUGACGUUUCUCAUGGAAACGUCACCAAUGCUCUUACCCUGGAACCGGCGAAACUUGGAAUCAGGGUUGGUUCAAAAGUGGCGCAAGUGCUGAGCAUCGCCUUCGACAUGGGUGCUUGGGAAAUUCUCGGCUGUAUUAUGAACGGCGGAACUUUAUACCUCAGGGGAUCUGAUUGGCGGGCUACGCUACGAGAGGUCGACACUUUCAUCUCAACACCAUCCAUUCUAUCCAAGUACACGCGGUCAGAUUUGCCCAAUCUGCGUACUAUUGUCACUGGUGGAGAGCCAUGUCCUCAAGUGUAUGCAGAAAUACUAGCCGAUGAGUGGGCGCAAGGUACUUGCUACUAUAACAUUUGCGGCCCGACGGAAAUUACCAUUCUCAAUUCAGCCCACCGACACGUCUCCGGCAGGUCUAUCUCGAUUGGACGACCUCUACCGAACACAACAUGCUACAUUCUAGAUGAAAACGAACAGCUUGUGCCGUUUGGCGAAAAAGGUGUGAUGUGGGUUGGUGGUGCGGGCGUCACACGUGGCUACAUUAACUUGCCUGAAUUGACAUCACAACGAUACAAAAAAGACAAAUUCGCCAAUGAUGGCUCCAUAAUGUUCAACACUGGCGACAUUGUGCGCUGGAGGGAGGAUGGCUCACUGGAGACCUUUGGCCGUAUGGACGAUCAGGUCAAGAUCAAGGGCUUCCGCGUGGAGCUGGAUGGCGUUUCUGCGGUCAUCGAGAAAUUCCCGGGCAUCACACGUGCUGCGGCUAUGGUUGUCGAUGCAGAUCUGCAUGGGUUCUAUACUGCGGAAACGCUCAUUGAUGAGCAGGACGUGGAAACCUUUGCUCAGCAACAUCUGCCCUAUUACUCUGUGCCAAAAUAUUGGCAUUUUGCUCCCGCUAUCCCGCUGACGCCAAACGGUAAAGUCGACAAGAAAGCUCUCAGGGAAUUGGCCCUCAGGGACUUGUCUACAACGGACAGUAGAGCGGAUUCAGGUGCACAAGUCGACAUGACAGUGCCCAACCUACCAGCGCCCCCACAGGCACAUCAACCGAAGAUGAGUGGUUGUAUCUUCUCGAUCAUCCAGCGUCGACGAGGUUCCUGA